AUGGGAGCUCUCUCCGGGGCCACCCUUUCCGGGACAGCAGGUUGGCGGUUGCUGGGGAAGAGCCCCUGCUUUGACCGUCCGGGGGAUGUGGUGAUCGGGGGCAGCUUCUCCAUCUUGUACUUGGAUCAAUUCACCCAGUUGGAUUUCACUUCUCCGCCAGCUGAGUCGGCAUCUUCCAGACUUUCCAGGUGGAACUACCUGGUGGCCCAGAGUUUUGUAUUUGCCAUUGAGGAGAUCAACAGGGAUGCCCGCCUGCUGCCCAACCUCAUGCUGGGCUUCUCCAUCUGGAACUCUGGGGACUCUGUGCACGGAGCCCUCCAUGAGAUGAUGGGCUUUCUCACGGGGCAAGAGGAGCCGAUUCCGAACUACACGUGUCAGCUCAGCAUUCCCCGGGUUGCGCUGGUUGGAGACACUCGGUCAGUCUUGUCUGUUGCUAUGGCCAGGCUUCUGGGGCUCUACAAAUUUCCCCAGGUCAGUUACACAUCCACUCUGGCCAGCCUCAGUGACAAGACUGAGUUCUCAUCUUUCCUUCGGACCCUGGCCAGUGACAUUAUGUUCUCCCACGCAGUUGCCCAGCUGGUGGUUCACUUCCGCUGGUCCUGGGUGAACAUUCUGGCACAGGACGAUGACUUUGGGCAGCAGGGCAGCUCUCUGGUGACCCAGGAGCUCAUCCAGGCUGGCAUCUGCAUCGAGUUCCACCUCUACAUUCCCUUCAGACAGUCCUUGGAGAAGAUCAAUGCCAUUGUCCAGAAGAUGGAGAGCUGCACUGCCACCGUUAUUCUGGUUUUCCUGAGCAACUCGAAUUUCCAGCUCGUCCUGCAGGGUUUGCUGGACCGUGGUGUCUUUGGCAAGGUCUGGGCCAGUCAAAGCACUUUGCACACAGCACUCGCUCUGACCAUGCCAGGCAUCUCCCAGGUCCUCCAGAGCACAUUCAGUCUUCUGCAGCGCAGCAUCCAGGUCCCCGGCUUUCCCGAGUUCCUUGCUCACCUGCACCCCACCUGGACCCCAGAAGACCCAUUUAUAGAAAGGUUCUGGGAGAUCACCUUUGGAUGCACAUGGCCACACAGCAACCUGGAAUCAGCAGGGAACAGCACAGUGUCAGGGAAGGUUCAGUUUUGCUCAGGGAAUGAGAGUCUGAGAGGCCAGGUGUAUCCCUUCCAGGAAGUGAGUAAAGUGGACAUAGCAUACACAGCGGUCUACAGCAUCGCGCAUGCCCUGCAGGACCUGGUGGCCUGUGAGAAUGGGGAUGGGCUGUGUGCAGACACUCGGCACUUGCAGCCCUGGCAGCUGCUUCUUUCCCUCAGGGAUGUGAAUUUCAAGACCCUUGAUGGGAGAGAGAUUAUGUUUGAUGCCAAUGGAGAUUUAGUUACAGAAUUUGACAUACUUUAUGGGCAGAAGACCACCGAAGGCCUAUUCCACUUUGUCCACAUAGGAAUAAUUCACCCUGGAGCCUCUUCCAAGGAUAGAAUGACAGUACACUUGAUGAAGGAGGAUCUCCAGGUCCCCAGCUCUGUCUGCAGCAGGAGUUGUGCUCCAGGAUUCAGCCAGAUCCCCCGACAAGGAUUCCCCCACUGUUGUUUUGAGUGCAGUUUCUGCCCGGAAGGACAGUUUGCAGACCAAAUAGACAUGAAGAGAUGUCUUCUGUGCCCUGAGGAGCAGUACUCAAGCCCCACCAGAGACCACUGCCUGCCUAGGAUGGAGACCUUCUUGGCCUUUGACGAGCCCCUGGGACUCACCCUAGCCUCCAUGGCACUCAUACUGGCUGUCCUGGUGCUGCUGGUGUUUGGGGUGUUCCUGAAGCACCGGGACACACCUGUGGUCAGGGCCAACAACAGAGCUCUCAGCUACAUCCUUCUUGCCUCACUGACCCUGUGUGCCCUCUGUCCUUUGCUCUUCCUCGGUCGUCCCACUGCUGCCACCUGCCUUCUCCGCCAAACUAUCUUUGCUGUCGUGUUCACUGUGGCUGUCUCCUCCAUCCUGGCCAAGACCCUCACAGUGGUCCUGGCCUUCAGGGUCACCAGGCCAGGAGACAGGGUCCGGGUGUGCCUGCGACCUGGUGCCUCCACCUUGGUGGUUCUUGUUGCCUCCUUCAUACAGAUUGUUCUCUGUGGGGUCUGGCUGGGCAUCUCCCCCCCAUUCCCAGACAGGGACAUGUCCUCCAAGCCCCACCACGUUGUCAUCUACUGCCAGGAGGGCUCUGGUGUUGCUUUCUACUGCAUGCUGGGCUACCUGAGCAUUCUGGCUGUGGGCACUUUCUCUGUGGCCUUCCUGGCCAGGGGUCUGCCUGAUGCCUUCAAUGAGACCAAGUUCCUCACCUUCAGCAUGCUGCUAUUCUGCAGUGUCUGGAUGGCUUUUCUGCCCCUGUACCACAGUGCACGGGGCAAGUCCACCGUGGCUGUAGAGAUCUUCUCUAUCUUGGCCUCCACUGCAGGGCUGCUGGGUGGCAUCUUUGUCCCCAAGUGUUAUAUCAUCCUGCUGAAGCCUGAGCAGAACACCCUGGUCAGGUUAAGGAGAGGACACCAGGCUCAUCUGGAAAGCAGAGCAAGGAAUGUCAGAGAGGACGUCUCCCCAGACCUCAGCCACAAGCCUCAUGAACCAGGUCUUGCUGAAGACAUCGGGGCCAUAUGA
Cynocephalus volans (Philippine flying lemur) is the source of this 2628-nucleotide messenger RNA. Its product is annotated as extracellular calcium-sensing receptor-like. Gene Ontology annotation, biological process: G protein-coupled receptor signaling pathway. The record is from RefSeq and is a predicted model, not a curated record. The transcript is spliced from 6 exons. Lineage: Eukaryota; Metazoa; Chordata; Mammalia; Dermoptera; Cynocephalidae. Bases 1 to 2628 code for a protein of 875 amino acids. Gene Ontology annotation, molecular function: G protein-coupled receptor activity. Gene Ontology annotation, cellular component: plasma membrane.